CUAUGACACCAUGGAGUGAGAGUCGAAGAUUUAUAUGAGAACCACCCCAGUUGAGUUGGACGGAACUUUCUCCUAGCAAUUGAAGGGCCAAUGGCGGGGCGGGAGGACUCUCAAUUCCUCUCUCGUUCCCUCUGGCAGGGCUUGUCUUGGGCGAGCAACGCAAGACAAAGGUCUCUCUCGCCCACAGUUCCAAGAUCCCAGUGAAACGUGAGGGAGGGCACGGCGCAGCGUCACUUGAAUUGUGGCGGGCCGUUCCGAGGGCUCUUUCGAGCUGGAGAAGGGCAAGUCGACGAGUGCGAUUCCCGCUGGGCAAGCAAGCGCUCAGUUUGAGAAGAACUGGACGGAGCGCCUCGCAAUGGCAGGCCAAGCGCGCCUGAGCCUCGCUCCCAGCAAGCCACGCGCCUCCGGGCGCGCAUGGAGGCGAGCGCGUUAGGUGCUGGAGUGGCGAUCACGCUCCGCACGGGAGGGCUGGAAGAGCCCCGCGGAGUGCCUUUCGCCUUGCAUUGGGGCGGCGCGGGAGGGGGGCGACUGUUGUUGUUUUGUUUGGGCAGGAUGCAGGUGAUCUUGUCCCCCGCGCAGAUGCCCGGCCUUUGCGUUUGUCCUCUGCGAAAGGAAAAGGCUCCGAUUUCCGAGGGAUGUGAGUGUGCAGCCGGAUGAAAUGGGCAGGAGAAACAAGCGCGGCUCUGUCCGUCCUCUCUCUCUCUCUGCUUUGGGCAGGAGGAAUCGACCUGCCAAGCUGCCAUCUAGAGGCGCCUGUCUGUAGUGUAUAUAACCGACGAGUCAGCUGGAAAGAGGAGUCAGUCUCUUGCAAGUUGCCCUGAGAGAGGACCGUCUCCCUGCGCUCAGGAGGAAGGAGAAGGCAAUUCUAGACUCCUUCAAUUUCAAAUCAUCCAGCUAUGAAUACCAUUGAUUUGCCUCCUAUAUUUGAUCUUCUGGAAGUGGGGAACCUCACUGAAGCCAACUUGACUUGCAGUAAUGGAGACUGUAUCACUGUGGACUCUUUAUCAUGCCCAAAUACAGUCAACAAAAAUGCCCUGCUCUACAUUCUCUCUAUUUUUUAUAUCUUUAUAUUUAUAAUAGGGCUGGUGGCCAAUUUUCUGGUUGUCUGGAUGAACUUUCAAGCCAAAACAACUGGCUAUGAAACUCAUCUCUACAUAUUCAAUCUAGCCAUCGCUGACCUGUGUGUGAUCAUCACUCUGCCAGUCUGGGUGGUUUCCCUUGCUCAUCACACCCAGUGGCACAUGGGAGAGAUCAUGUGCAAGAUCACUCACCUCGUAUUUUCCAUUAACCUGUACGGGAGCAUCUUCUUCCUGGCAUGCAUGAGCAUGGAUCGCUAUCUCUCAGUUGCCUACUUCACAACCUCUGGCACCAUUAAAAAGAAGAUUAUCCGCCGUUGCAUCUGCAUAUUUGUGUGGCUUUUUGCCUUCUUUGCGUCUCUUCCUGAUACCUAUUACCUUAAGACAGUGUCUUCCAACAAUGAAACCUACUGCCGUCCUAUCUAUCCAGAGGAGAGUGCCAAGGAGUGGCUGGCCGGCAUGGAACUGAGCUCUGUGGUUCUAGGUUUCAUCAUUCCCUUUCCUAUCAUCACUGUUUUCUAUUGUCUUCUAGCAAGGACCAUAUCGGCCUCUAAUGACCAAGAGAGGAAGAGCAAUGGAAAAAUAAUCUUCUCCUAUAUAGUGGUGUUUCUCUUCUGUUGGCUGCCAUAUCAUGUUGUGGCCUUGCUUGACUUAUUCUUGACCUUCCAUUUCAUACCUUUUAGCUGCCAAAUGGAGAACUUCAUUUUCACAGCCCUCCAUGUUACGCAGUGUUUCUCCCUGAUCCAUUGCUGUGUCAACCCCAUACUCUACAGCUUCAUCAACCGAAACUACAAGUAUGAACUCAUGAAGGCAUUCAUCUUUAAGUAUUCAGCAAAAACUGGCCUUACUAAACUGAUUGAUACUUCCAGGGUAUCAGAAAUGGAGUAUUCUGCUCUGGAGCAAAAUGCAAAAUGAUCCCAGCUUCACAAAAGACUCUGAAACUCUAUCUUUAACUGCACAAUAAUUUUGACCUGAUAUAAUAAAAAUGAAAAGAAAAAUAACUAUGAAUUCUUGGAGCAAAACAUGUACUACCCAAAUGCUGCAUGUGUUUUAUUGUGAUUGUCUACUUCCAACCUAUCCACUCUAUUUGUAGCUAUGCUAGUGGAGAAAAUGUGCAGUAAACAAAGCAAUCUUGUACUAAAGAUAUUGCUCAAUUUAUUGUAUGCUGCUUGGGAAGCAGAUAGCCCCUUCCCUAGCUGGACUCUUGACUUCACUGUAUCCAUUUUACAGUGUGUAUUAAAAAAACACAGAACUCUAUUUUCUUGCUUUUGCAAUUGUAUUGGGGAAUAUAUAUGUAUGUAUGUAUGUUUGUAGCAUAUUGUCAGUGAUUGAAUAUCAAAUCCUGUAGUUUUAAUAUUCAAUUUCCAUUCAAUUUGCUAUUGUAAGAGUAGAACUUGUGUUAAAUAAUUGCUAUAUUCUGAGUUGGUCUUGGCAAAAUGUCAUGAUGAUCUAGUUGUAAUAUAGUAUUAUUAUAAUGCACACUAUAGUGUAUGAAGAUAAUGUUAUAUGUUUCUCUAUUUUCUAAUCCUGUCACACUUACUUAACCCAGUGUCCCUUCUCCUUAUUUGUAAAUUAUUUUUUUUAAAAUAAAUAUAUUUGGAAAAAG
Molecule: messenger RNA, 2682 nt
Organism: Hemicordylus capensis (graceful crag lizard)
Lineage: Eukaryota; Metazoa; Chordata; Lepidosauria; Squamata; Cordylidae
Gene: ACKR3
Product: atypical chemokine receptor 3
Exons: 2
Coding region: 897-1991 (364 amino acids)
Biological process (GO): chemotaxis; vasculogenesis; G protein-coupled receptor signaling pathway
Cellular component (GO): membrane
Molecular function (GO): G protein-coupled receptor activity; chemokine binding; coreceptor activity
Source: RefSeq, a predicted model, not a curated record